ACCGGGUGCUACUCUCACUGCCAAUCACUCAUCCCCACACUCUCUCUGAAAGCCUUCCCCAAUUUUCCAUUUCUUAUUUCGUUCGUCUCCUGAAUACAAAAAUUCUAGAGAGAGAGAGAAGAGAGAGAGGGAGUGAGAAAUCUCUGAUCUGCAAAGCAAAGGGGCCGACCUGAGAACAAAAACCAAAACCCUAGCGGUCAAAAAAACCAUGUGGAGAAGACUCUCAUCGCAGCUCCGAACCCUCGCCCCAUGGCGAUCUCCUUCCAAGCUCAAUCGCUUCGCCACCGGCAACCUCUCUUCUUCUCCGCCGCCGUAUCGGCCGGCCGUUGCUUUCUUCUCUCGCCACUUCGCCUCUGCUUCCGAUAAUGUUGGUUCAAAGAAGAGAGUUGAAGAUGUGAUGCCUAUUGCCACGGGACAUGAGCGUGAGGAGCUUGAAGCUGAGCUUCAAGGACGGAAAGUUCUAGAGAUCGACCAUCCAGAGGGUCCUUUCGGUACAAAGGAAUCCCCUGCAGUCAUCAAGUCCUACUACGACAAAAGAAUUGUUGGAUGCCCUGGAGGUGAAGGGGAAGAUGAGCAUGAUGUUGUUUGGUUCUGGCUAGAGAAAGGCAAGCCACAUGAAUGUCCAGUGUGCACACAGUACUUUGUGUUGGAAGUGGUGGGCCCUGGAGGACCUCCGGAUGGACACGGUGAUGAUGAGCAUCACUGAUUGCCAAUUGCAGGUGUUUCUGCCGGAAUGAAAUCUGGUGAGACAUUGAAGUGUUAAGUAUAUUCUGCAGCUUCAGUAUUCAUAGGCUUUGUGUUUUGUUUGCUUUUUGACGAGUCCGUAGUUUUUAUGGUUGUUGCCUUGGCAACAUUCAAUCUGAUUUUUUUUCUUCCCUCUUUUCGAUGUUAGACACAUGGGGUGGUCAUCCAUUGGAAUUAUGGAUUCUAACAGUUUUCUUCUGCAAUGCAAUACAAAUAAUUGAUGGCUGCACUUGAAUUAUUUUGUAUUAUCGUCAUUUACCAAAUUAGGUGAAUGGCGUUCACCAUGGACCUAUUUUUUUGCAUGGGACUUGAAUGUAACCCAUGGACGAGGGGUUCAACAGGGAUUCCUUCA
Messenger RNA from Camellia sinensis, 1096 nucleotides. Its product is annotated as putative cytochrome c oxidase subunit 5b-like. NCBI's taxonomy places the organism in Eukaryota, Viridiplantae, Streptophyta, Magnoliopsida, Ericales, Theaceae. Gene Ontology annotation, biological process: mitochondrial electron transport, cytochrome c to oxygen. Gene Ontology annotation, cellular component: mitochondrial envelope; respiratory chain complex IV. The record is from RefSeq and is a predicted model, not a curated record.